Messenger RNA from Miscanthus lutarioriparius, 2361 nucleotides. The record is from the annotation of a GenBank genome assembly. NCBI's taxonomy places the organism in Eukaryota, Viridiplantae, Streptophyta, Magnoliopsida, Poales, Poaceae.
AUGGAGCUCGGCGCCGCCAACCCCUUCGACGAAGACCGCCUCAGCGCCCUCCCCGACGACGUUCUGGUCCACAUCCUCCUCCUCCUCGACAAUGCCGCCGCCGCCGGUCGGACCAGCGUCCUGUCCCGCCGCUGGCGCGGCCUCUGGGCGCUCCUCCCGGAGCUCCGCUUCCCCGUCGACUCCGAUCCCCACCUCGUCGCCUCCACGCUCGCCGCCCAUGAAGCUGCGCUCCGCUGCCUCCACGUGGGGACCCUGGACGCCGCCCCCGAGCCCGUGGAGGCGUGGCUCGCCGUCGCCGCGGACCGCCUGUCCGGCCGCCUGGUCUUCCAGAACCGGGUGCCGGGGGCAAACGCCGGUGGCGAUGGCGAGGAAGGGGCCGGGGAAAGAGGCGCCUUCCAGCUGCCCUGCUUCGCGAACGCCACCGCAGUCUCUCUCGACCUAGGGUUUCUUGGCCUUGCCGUGCCGACCGCCGGCGUCUUCGGCCGGCUCAUUGAACUCUCCCUCAGCUGCGUCCGGUUCCAGGGCCCGUGCGAGCUCGGUGACGCCGUGUCCUCGCUGCGGUGCCCCGGCUUGCAGAAGCUCAGAGUCAGCGAGGCCAGUGGGCUGGCCAAUCUCGCCAUCCACUCGGGGUCUCUCCUGGAAAUGUUUCUGGAUCGUCUGGAUGGAUUGCAGCAGCUCACUGUAGUGGCACAGGCACUCAAGAAGUUUUCAUUGCUUAACUGCUUUGUUGAUAGUCGGCCGGUCGCCAACAUUUCAACCAAUCAGCUCAUUUGGCUUCAGUGGUUGGAUGUGUACGAUCCGACCACUGUCAAGCUUGGUAACUUGGCACAACUCCAACAGCUGGUUGGCACAAUUCAUGUAUAUCGUUUACACCACCCCUUGUUCAGUAAUGGUUUUCUGCAGCUCUUGGACCAAUUUCAGGUCAUCCAGAAACUUAAACUCAUGCUUUUCUAUCCCAAGGACAUUGGGAUCUCACAAUAUGUCAUGGAAGACUUGACAAAGCUCCCCCGCCUUACGAUCUUGACCAUCUUUCUUCAACACAACGGACAUACCUUUGCAGCCGCCUUGUUUCAUGUUCUCAGGAUGUGUAGAGAUCUAAGAAAAUUGACACUGUUGCUACAUAAUAGUGACUUAGAGGCAUCAUAUAUGUGCCCAUCUGGCUGUGUUUGUGAUCAACCAACAGACUGGAAGACUGAGGAACUCACUUUGAAUUGCCUCCAAAAAGUAGCCAUUGACAUGGAAGAGGCUGACCAUCAAGUUGCUUUUGUGAAACGACUAUUCACCUGGGCAGUGGUGCUGAAAAAGAUAAAAAUAGCUUUCCAUCUUUCGAUCAGUGAAAGCAAGGUCCUCCGUCCGCAGUGCCAUGGACGGGCCCAAGAGGACCAAGGCCGCGGCGGCCGACGCCUUCCCCAACGACCCCCUUUGGAGAUCCUCUCCCGCCUCCCCGCCAAGCCUCUUUUCCGGUUCAAGUGCGUCUCCAAAGGAUGGUGCCACCUCAUCGCCGAUCGCCUCGGCCGCCGGAAGUUCCCCCAAACCCUAGAGGGUUUCUUCGUCGGCGGCGGCGGUGGCGUGAAUGAUUGGCGUUUCAUCAACCUGUCGGGGAAAUCCGUGCCUCUCGUCGAUGCCUCGUUCUCCUUCCUCACGAAGCUGCCUGGGAUUAAGCAAAUCAACCUCUUGAGCGCCCACAAUGGACUCCUCCUCUUUGAGCACUUAAUUGAUUGCAGAUACGAGUACAUCGUGUGCAGCCCUGCCACUGAACAAUGGAUGCCCGUGCCUGGCCCUGGCGUUCCUCCACACCCGAGAAAGCUCAUGGAAUUUGAUUGUGAGGAUGGUUUGACAAGUGAAGUCAACAGCUUUCUGAUCUUCGACCCGGCUGUCUCCUCGCACUUUCACCUGCUCCAGUUCUGGCACAGCGGUGGCAAUAUCAGCUUAUUGCUAAAUGUGCACAUCUUCUCAUCUGAAACUGGGGUCUGGAGAGAGAGUACUAAAGAAUGGACAAAAUGGGGAGGACUGAUGGAAUUUGACGAAGUACGAUCUAAGUUGGGCUGUGCGGAUGUUAAUGGCAUGCUGCAUGUUCCAGUCUACCCGCGGCACUUACUAUCACAGACAAAGGAUAUUCAGAUGGCUGUGGUGGACAUGCAAGGGAAGAAAAUUAUGGCGAUCGACUGGCCAGGCUUGAAUGAAUUUACUGCUGCUGCUUUUAUUGGUCAAUCCCAAGGACACCUGCAUUGCAUCACUGCGCAUAAAAAACAAGAAGGCCAUCUUGACCACAUCAUUGGACUAUCGAUUUGGGUUCUUGAGGACUAUGAUGCAGCACAGGGCUAUGGACACUGGGUCCUGAAGCAAGGCAUCAGUUGUUGA